Zootermopsis nevadensis is the source of this 5135-nucleotide messenger RNA. It is a transcript of the gene Cp110, whose product is annotated as Centriolar coiled coil protein 110kDa. Lineage: Eukaryota; Metazoa; Arthropoda; Insecta; Blattodea; Termopsidae. The record is from RefSeq and is a predicted model, not a curated record. Gene Ontology annotation, biological process: negative regulation of centriole elongation; regulation of cytokinesis; ciliary basal body organization. Gene Ontology annotation, cellular component: centriole.
CAAUCGUAUAGUUCAUUAGGUUGGUACAUUCAACUAUCGAAUUCGUACCAAUUCGAUUGUGCCCACCCCAUUACAACUGAAAUACGAAAUAAAGUAAAAGACUGCGAUAACCAGAGGUUGUCCUAAGUUGUACUCUAAUAGCCAGAAAUGAAGAUUCGUUAUUGAAAGUUCAGUGGUUUUCCAUCGUACUCUAGUCAGGCAUUGAAUUUAGAAAUUUAUGAAGGCGCCCGGUUUGAAAAGUUUGAAGUUGUUUAUGACGGAUGUUGGGAGUGUUUCAGUUACGUUCUUGUUAAGUAUAAAAUGAGUAUUUUUCUUAUUUGUGUUAACACGCCGUUAGUUUCGUCACGCAUUGCGUUGAAACAGUCUUAGAAGGAACAUGGGGAAGAAAUAAAAUUAGUAUAGGGUUAUAUUUAUGUCAUUACAUAAAUCAUGGAUAGAACUACAUCUGAUUGUAAUAAGUCACUGUAUGUGUCCUGUAUGAAGAUAAAUGGGAAACCUAUUAUACCUCCACUGAUGUCUCCUACACGUAGAGCAGAGAUGAGGCAUUACAAACACCUGGCUGUGAUUGUGGAAGCUCGACUUCAAGGUUGGACGAGGAAGGACUGUAAUAGUGAAAGGAAUAGUGUGGACAGUGGAUAUACCAUUCUGGAAGACCCUGAACUCUCUUCAAGUGGUUAUUACUUGUGUACCAACAGAAGAAUUAUUAAUGAUAGUGGUGGUGAAGUGGAAUCUACAUUCACCAUAUCAGGAAAUAGUACUCCAUUAAAUAGUGCAGUGAUUAAGAAACAGAUCCCUUGCAAUGAAUUAAAAUCAAGAACUGUCACAAAUGCUAAUUUAAUUUCUGGGUCAGUUAGUAUGGCAGAAACAUUUCAACAGGAUAGUUUGCAGAGUAACUGUGUCUUGGAAUCCACUCAGCAGAAUGUGGUUCAAAAUAAUUCAAAUACAACAGAAAAUGGUAGUCUAGCACUGGAUGCCAGAGGAACAGAGGGUUUAUGUUUAAGAACCCAAGAUUCCUCGAUCCAGAAUAGUAAUGUUAAAUGUGUACUCGAGGUUUCUGACAAAUGUGAUUCAGAGAACAUGAGGCAAAGCUCUGGGUUCAGUUUAUUUGGUUCAAAUUGUGUUGUAUGUGAGCCAUCAGACGAGGUACAUAAUAGUAACAGUAAUAAUGAAAGUCAUAAGGAUAAUCCACAUCAGGAGAAUAAAAAUGGUGUGAAUGGUAAUCAGCAGAGGCCAGAACAUGUUCUAACUGACAAUGAUGUAAAUGGAAACUUAGUACAAAGUGCUCAGCGCAUGCGGAUUAAAAAUGGCAUGCAUCAGCACUUCACUGACAAUUUAGUAACACCAAUUAGUGGGACUGAUGAUCAUGGACAGAAAUGUGGAUCAGAUAAUAAUACUACUGGUUCAAGAAGUGAAUGUGUUAAUUAUAAAGUGUUUACACAUCAAAAUGAAAUUCAUAAUGAAAAUUCACGUGAACAUAUUGAACUUCAAUCAGAAAUAAACAGUAUGAUUUUUUUGCACAGUCAGAAGGCAGAGAAACCUAACGUACCUCAACUAGACAUUCCGUGCCUCAGCAAGAAAGCGUAUAUAACGGAUGAUAUAAGUAAACCCGUGGAAAUCUCUGAAGAGAUUAUAGAUACCUCUAAAGGCUUACAGUCUGAAUCAUGUGGAAAUGAAGAUUCUUUGAGGUUUAAUACUUGGGAAUCCGAUGGGAGAGAUGUACUGAAUGAAUACAUUUUAAAACACAAUUCUCCGGAAAGUGCAGGGUUUUCAGGGUUGACAGGUGUUAACAAUAGCACGCCUCAUACGUUAAUCCAUGAAAAUUUCGAAGACAGAGCAAGCUCUGCAGCUAUGACGUCCAGCACUGAUCUCAAUCAUUACAUGAACAUCACAGGCAGCAGUAGCAGUGGAUCCCCUAGCAGGGAUGUUGCAACACUCCAUAAUUGCAAGUGGUCAGGGCAGGAUGUACUUCACAAUGCAUCUAACAUAGUAGCACCACAAAAAUCUUUACUGACCAAAAACUGUGCCAGCGGGCAAAAUUUACAAUUGUUAACUUCCAGGGAAUCAAAUUGUAUUUCAAAUCACAGUUCUUUAUCUGAUGAAACUGAAGCUCAACAAUAUAAACAAAACUUUGUUGAUGACAAACUGCGAACUGGUUCAAAUAAAGACAUUGUCUGUGUUGUUGAGGAAUUACUUCAGCAGAAUUAUUCACCAGGUGAUACGAAAGUCAAUUCCACAAAAGGGUGCCCUGUGAAUGUACACUUUGCAGCAUGUACUGCUAAGACUUUUAAUGAAAAAUGUACCAGUUGUCAUGUACAAGAUCAAGCCAAUUGCGUUAUUGUACCCAAACUAAAUAUUCACCACAGGUGUUCUCAUGAACAUGAUGACUCAGAAACUUCUGCUAUUCCAAUUAAUAAAUGUAUAUGUGACUCUAACAAUACUGAAGAGAAUGCUAAGGAGACAAAUGAAUGUGCCAUUCCGAAACCAGAGGUAACACCGCCAAGACUUGUGCGUCAGAACUCGUACACAUUGGAUACACCAAGCCCUGUACUUGUAGCUCACAUGGUGAUGAAAGGAAAGAAUUCUGUUUCUGAUAUGACUGAGGGUUCACGCAUUCCUCCAAAACCACCUAGAAAAGCUUUGGAAAUAAUGUCUGAAAGUUAUAAGAAGAAAGGCAAAUCAUUAUUUGCAUUAUUCAGUGAGAAGGCUAAGUAUAGCAAGAAAUUACAGUCUUCUGUACAUGCUUCCUUUACUGGUUGCCACAAUUCCUCUCUCCCUGCCAGUAACACAUCAAGCCCCAUCAAGCUUCAGACGCCAUUUGCAUCACUGGAUUGUCUGCCAUCAGCUGUGUGCACAGAAUCAGUGAAAACUUUCCCGCAGCCUUCAACUCCAAAGAAAAAUAGAGGCAGUUUCAAAAACAGCGCUUCUUCAAUUGCUACCAAAAAAAUUAACAGGGUUGGGACAUCCCAGAAGAAAUCACCAACAAAGAUUCUCAGGAAGGAUUCAUCCAUAAAAAAUUUAUGUGCAGCAUCUCAAGAAAAUAUAAAGAAAAUAAAUGAAACUGACUUUGUGCCUUUUUCCUCACAGCAGGAUAUUCAAGGGUUGAUUCUACAUAUGCAGUCUGCACACAGCCAACAAAUGGCCGAACUGUUGGCAAAACAGCGAAAAGAACAAGAAGAAUUGCGUGAGGCUUUUCUUCAACAGCAGAAUGAACUGAUCCUUGAAAUCCGUAAAGUUUAUUCUACAGCAGUUUAUGCCCCAGAGUCUCAUAAACCACUGGCACAGUCGAUUCCACCACGUGACUGUUUGGAAAAUAGUGAAAAUGGAAGUUUUAAUUCUCCCAAUAGUUUGAUACAUUCUGGUUUGUCAAGUAAAAGUACGUCAUUGGGGAGUGCGGGUACUUUGGGAACAACACAUGACCUGCAUGGUAAAUGUAUUAUAUCAGAUACAAAUAUGGAAAGAUUUCAGACAAGUAUUUCAACUUCAGCAGAGAAGGAUCAAGUCUUGUUGCUAGGUGAAACACAAGAUUUAAGUGAAAUGACGGCACUUUCGGAAAAAUCAAGUCAUGAGAAUAUAUCAGUGAAAGAAGUCACCCAGAAUCCUUCACAAAACUGCAUUCCUGAUACUCUGGAAGCACAUCUCGUAAUGUAUUCAUCGCAACCAAGUAUAACCGUGAAUAUGGGAACUCAGGUUUUAGCCCCACUACCACUAGGCUUAUUACAGAAACAUAAUGAUGAAGAAAAUACCGACAAACAAGAAGACACGCUUAACACAAAUUGCUCAGUAUUACCUCUUUCACAUACACCUCAAUUAUUAUCAAGUGUUUCAGCAUUAUCAGGGAACAUAAAACAUUCCGUCCAGAACUCUGUUCCUAAUAGCCCACCUAUGCUUGAGUGUAAUAUAAUGGAGUCCAAAGACAGACAGACUGAAAGUAAUGCGGGCCGCAGAGCUUGCAUUAGGCAGUUGUUUCCAGCUCAUGAAGACCAAGGUGCUUUGCAUCAUGUACCUCCAUUGAUUAGCAAUGACCUUGAAAAUAUCGCAGCUACUCGAAUAACAGCCGCAGCUCGAGGAUUUCUGACUCGCAGACUAUUCCGGACAGCUCGCGUCCAGGACCUCAUCUUGACCAUUCGAGAUACCUUGUUAUGUGCUAUGCAGCUGAAUGGAGACUGCUGGUCCGAUAUCACACCUGAAGAUGUGGCAUUACAUCGUCGCCUCAUCCAGCAGGUGACAGCAGCAUUUUAUGCUCUCCAUUCAGUGUUCUUCGACACAUCCACUUCAGGACAAAUGGCAAUAAUUGCUGCUGACCGGGACAGAAUACGCAACCAAACCCAACGACUGCCAUUACCUCGCCCACUGUCUGCUGCUACAAGGAAAUCUAUUGAACGUAAAAUGUUGCAGAACCAAGGCAGGUGUGUUCCCAGAAAUCGACAGGUGAGUUCGAGCCGCAGCCUUCACAGAAUGAAGUCAGCAGGGAUUGACAAACAUUCUCAUUCUGGAAUCCGUGAGGUGCACCAAAGCAGUACCAUUAGACAGCACCAGCAGCAAGUAGGCCUUCAAGGUGGGACCAAGAAUCGUAAUUCUGUCAGUGUGAAUUGUGGACGGAAACCAUGGCGCUAAUUUGGUCAAGUGUUCAUAAGUAGGAAGUUCUCUUUUAUUGUUUUUACUACAUAUUUAAAAGACUGGUUAAAGUGACUGAAUGUUGUGAACAACGAAACAAAGUUGCUUUUAGCAUCGCUUUAUUUUUUUAAAGUUAUGGUACUUUUCAUAUUUGAUUAGAAUUUUAUAUAUGUGAAUUUUAAGUGCAACUUAUAUGCUCUGUGAUUCUGUAUUGAAUUUGUAACAUGCACAGAAAUUGUUGGUGCUUCAUAUGCCUUGUAAAUCAGGGGUAGAAAGUAAAAAUUUGAGUUUUGAAUGAGUAUAUGAUAUAUUACUGUGUCACAUUUAUGUUAACUUAUAAUUGUAAAAUUAGAUAGAUACUUUUUAUAACAAUUUUUACAUAGUUCCAUUUAUUUCUUGAACUCCAUACAGCUCAUAUUUUUUGGUAUUGUAAAGGUAAUCUGUACCAAAAUUGUAUGUAAUGUUAACUCAAAGAAUUUUAAAAGUUGAAGUGAAAACUAAUAAACUGAUGAGAGAUUUAA